CAUCUUCGAGGCUUUAUCCGUAACCGAAAAAGUGCAACAUUUCUUUCAGCAAGAAAGCCCCGAUCGAUCCAGUGACCCAAGCAGACAUCUCAGGCAGAACCAAUUGUAGUAAUCUAUACACAAUAGAUAGAGAGAGAGAAAGAGGGACAAGCCGGUGGAUGAUGGAGAUCACAGGGGUGAGCCGGGACGAGGAAGGGAAGAAGAAGGUGGAGAAGGUAGAGGUGCCCCGAACUCGGCGGCCGGACACCAUCCGCUACUUCGAGAGGAAGUUGGUCGAUAAAGGGAUCCACCGCAUGGACCGCCAUCCCGCGGAUGGCCUCGGCGGCCUCCACCAGGUCCCCAAGUCCGGCCAUGGCGGGAAGUUCACCUGGGAGGGCCCUGCCGACGAGGCCUACAACGAGCUCGAUCCCGUUCCGCCCGCCAUCGACCCGAACGAUCCCAACUACGUCGAGGAAGAAGAGGAAGAGCCCACCAGAAGCAGAGGAGAACAAGAAGAUGAAGCAGAGGAGGGCGUGAUGACAAAGCCCAGCGAUGCGCUUGUCGUUGGAGAAGUGGAGGUGGCCAAAGUGGCGGAGGCCAAGGAAGGGAUCUCUAGGAUCGAAGUCCUCCCUCCCCUCCAGCCGUAAUUGUAUAGAUGGAGGAUCCUUCUCCCUCCCUCGGCACCGAGUCGGCCCGGCGAGUUGGGAGUUGGCUUCCUGAAACUUCUUCCCUCUUUGUUCUUUUCUUGUGCUUUUUAAUGUUGCAGUACGAAGAAUAAACCAACUAGCCAAGUAAUUAAAGGGGUGUGCUGCAAUGUGUGGUUUUGGGGUCACUUGUUCCAGCUCCUAAGAUGAGCGACUACUAUUAUGACCUCAAUUUCAGCAUAACUGCUACCUUUAGUGGAUGAAUAGAAAAAUAUUUUUGUAACAUUCCAUUUUUUGAUUAAUUAAUAUAAUUAGGUUUGUCGUGCAGAUUUAUC
Molecule: messenger RNA, 958 nt
Organism: Elaeis guineensis (African oil palm)
Lineage: Eukaryota; Viridiplantae; Streptophyta; Magnoliopsida; Arecales; Arecaceae
Source: RefSeq, a predicted model, not a curated record